Molecule: messenger RNA, 5514 nt
Organism: Danaus plexippus (monarch butterfly)
Lineage: Eukaryota; Metazoa; Arthropoda; Insecta; Lepidoptera; Nymphalidae
Gene: Fancm
Exons: 17
Coding region: 202-5346 (1714 amino acids)
Biological process (GO): interstrand cross-link repair; double-strand break repair via synthesis-dependent strand annealing; replication fork reversal
Molecular function (GO): hydrolase activity; ATP binding; four-way junction DNA binding
Source: RefSeq, a predicted model, not a curated record
CCCUGACUACCUAUAUAAAAAGUUUUGGAAUAGGCGGAAACUUUUUGCAUACGUCAACUAACUAUUAUUUAUAUAAGUAUAAAUCUAUCCGCGUUGUAUGAUGACAAAUAUAUUGUAGAAAUUAUUUUGUCGUGUACACAGGAACAGUUUUAAUGCACAGUAGUAAUUUAAAUUUAUAUAUAAAGGAGUUAUGAAAGAGCCAUGGAUCAUGGACCCGCCAAUCAGACAAAUGAACACAAAAACAGUAUCCAUAUUGAUGAGGACCUUUUCGACGAUUCUAUCUUGGAAAUUUUUGAAAAUUCAGAUUUUGAGGAAACAGCAGAACAAACAAAACAUGAAAAAAAUAAUACCUUAAAUAAAAAUGCACUUAAUGUUAGUGCACUGUGUUGUGAUGAAGAACUCAAUGGAUAUGAUAAAUUGUUAGGAAAGACAUGGAUCUAUCCAACCAACUACCCCAUCAGAGAUUACCAGUUCAAUAUUAUAAAGGCAGCUAUGGUAGAAAAUUGUCUGGUAAGUCUGCCCACUGGAUUGGGCAAGACUUUUAUAGCAGCUGUGAUUAUGUAUAAUUUUUACCGAUGGUAUCCAUUAGGUAAGGUUAUAUUCAUGGCGCCCACAAAACCCUUAGUGGCCCAGCAGAUAGAAGCCUGCUAUAAUAUUGUUGCCAUGCCUCCUAAAGAUACCAUUGAAAUGACAGGUCAUAUGCAAGUCAACACUAGAAAAAGUCAUUGGCAAACGAAAAGAGUAUUUUUUGCCACCCCUCAAGUUAUCUACAAUGAUAUCAAGUCUGGAACUUGUCCCGGUGAUAAGAUCAAAUGUCUUGUCAUAGACGAAGCUCACAAAGCGAAGGGGAAUUAUGCUUACAGUAGUAUUAUCAAAACUUUGACAGAAAUGGGAUACUUUAUAUAUAGAGUGCUGGCACUUUCUGCAACACCUGGUAACAAGGUCGAAGAUGUUAUACAUAUAGUGAAACAUCUCCAUAUAUCUCGUUUAGAAUUAAGAACGGAGAACUGCUCGGAUGUGAAGGCUUACAGUCAUGCGAGGAACAUUAACACUGUAGUAGUUGAACUCGGCCCUGAACUAACGAAGCUGAGAGAACAAUAUGUGGAGAUCCUAGACGGAUAUACGAGAAAGUUAACAAAAUUCAAUAUAAUACAGAACCUGGGAAAUCUAUCGAAAGGUCGGAUCGUUAUGUUGUACAAGGAGUUUCAAAAUCGGGAACGUGGUGCGAGACACCCACAGCACAGCUAUAUAAUGCGAAUAUUCACACUUCUAAUAACCCUGUACCACGGUCUGGAACUGCUGGUAAAGCACGGCUCGAGGGUGUUCCUCAACUUUUUCGACGAACAUCCCGAGAAGACUUGGGUACAUGAAGACAAUGAACUGACAGCUUUCUUUGACAAGCUCAGAGACAAACUCGGCCUCAAUCCCCUUGACCUCGACAGAAGUGUCCUACCUGACGGAACAGUUCCAGAGGUGCCAUCCAAUUUAAAUUUCGGUCAUCCGAAAUUUUCUAAGCUUAAAGAGAUCAUAAUGAGACAUUUUGAUACAGCCAAAGAUAAGGGUCAAGUCACUAAAGCAAUAGUGUUCUGCGAGUAUCGAGAGAGCGUGAACUUGGUGUACUGCCUGCUUCUUCAAUGUCGUCCAACUAUAGUGCCGGAAAUGUUUGUAGGACAUGGCGCUUCCGGUAAAGACGGUAAAACGGUUAUAUCUCAGAAGCAACAGUUGCGCGUGAUGCGUAACUUCCGGUCGGGUGUGUGUAACACGCUGGUGUGCACGUGCGUCGCCGAGGAGGGCCUGGACGUGGGUUCCGUAGAUCUCAUACUGUGCUUCGACGUCUCCACGAGGUCACCGAUACGGCUGGUUCAAAGGUGCGGUCGGACCGGUCGGGAACGAAGCGGGCAAGUGUUCAUCCUGGUCACCGAGGGCAGAGAACAUAGUACUCUGUUAGAUUGUAUAAGACAGAACGAUGGCUUGAACCAGAAAAUACUCACGUCGGAGGAGGUUAAGAAAAGUUUGUUUAAAUCCAAUCCACGCAUGAUACCGACGGAUUUCAUGCCGGAAUGUCAGAAAAUGUUUAUAACCGUCGCUAAAAAGGAAUCGAAAGAAAAAUCUAAAGACAUCAAAGAAAAGUCCAAAGGAAACAAGGAGAAAGCAAAGGACAAACUCUUGAAGGGUCAAAAAGAUUUAAGGAGCAUGUUACUCAAUAAAGGUACUACUUCGAUAAUAUCUCAACGAGACGACACUACAAGUGAACGGAGAAAACUGAUAUCUAAACAAGAAUUUGAUGUUCUGUUCCCUGAAGGAUACGAGGAUAGCAAUAUCUUUUCACAACCCAACGACUGUUGGGCUCUGAACGAGUUUUUGAAAGAAAAUAAUGACACCAAACAAAUAGUGAGGCCGUCGCCACAGUGGGAACCACAGAAAGCAUUACAGAAUACUUUCAAAGUGAAAAAUUCGUCGGAUACUAAAAUGUUAAUAGAAUUAUUUGAACAAACUAAAAACACCCCAAUGACAAGGUCACCGGUCAAAAAAGACGGCGACAUCCGUGUUUUAUUCAGUAAAUCCACGAAAUCUAUAAAGAAUUACACCAAAUCCAUGAACGAGUUAGGUAUAGAUAGCCAUUCGAAUAUAUCAAACGACGUCCUGAACUUGUUGGUCGAUCUGAGUCUAGAAAACAAAAACAUGGAAAAACGUUGUUACAUAUGUAGUGUGGUUUGUAGAUGUUCAGGACUCGUAAAGAGAUCAGGUCAUAGAUUUACCGAUUUGUACUUCCAUGAACGACCUGACCUGCCGGAUAUAGAAUUGGUUGAUUAUUUAACAAAAGAAUCUAUAAAGAAUCUAUGUGAGGAAAUUAACACUAGAAAUAUUAAUAACGAGUCUGAUAUUGAGACAGACGUCACUUAUGUUGGUAAAAGUGAAAUGAAAAGUACAGAUUUGAAUAUAUCAGUUGGAAACGUAAAGAAAGGUAGCGGGACAUCAGAUGCAAGGCAAUUUGAUGUAAAUUACAGUGACGAUGAUUUAUUUGAAGAAAGUGAUUUAUUCGAUGAAAUCGAUAUACCUACGGAGUCGUGUGAUAGACUCUCUGAGGACAGCAAGUGUAUGGAUAAAGCUGUGUCUGAGUUAGGCUCACGUGACACAUCUACAAACAAGUCAGAUAUAGCUGAUAAUCAUUUAAAUGAAUCGUGCAGUAAAAUAAACACUGAAAUAAAAUCUCAUGCAACUAGAAAUAAGGCUAACACUAAUAACAGUAUGAUAACAGGUUACGUGAAUGAUGUCAGGAAUGAAAACACAGAAGACUGCAAUAUAAUAGAGGUAGAAGACGUUUUCGAUGAUUUCGAUGAAUUUAACAACAAAACGACUGAACUAACACCGCCAUUAAGAUAUAAAGAUGAAAAUGAAUUAGAAAAAUCACCUAUUCUGUGUACAGUUAGGACUAGUUAUAUUGAAAGGGGUGAUAGAACAGUUAAUAGGAAUGAAAAAUGUGAUCAAUACGACAUGCUGGAAGUGAAUGAUAUCUUUGAUGAUUUAAACACAUCAGACCUUACAUCCGUUAAAACUAAAUCUACAAACAAUAACAAUAAAUACUCUGAAUUAGCGAUACGAGACACAAAUGAGGAUUUUGAGUGUAUAAUAAUCAAUAAUGAAGAUACCACUGACAUGCACACACGCGAGAACGGUUUGACUUCCGGUGGUGACGCUCAUAAAGAUACUGACACGUCGGAUGAUACAAUUACAGAAACAUCAACAGCUUCCAAUAAAAAAACCGAUAUAAGAGAUGUCCUAAAAUAUUUUCAUCUCGAUAAAAUUUCUGAUAUAUUCGAACACGGCUAUUACAGCUGUCAAGGAAGUAAUCGUAUUGAUUGUAAAAGAAAAAAUGCUAAACCAUCGAAUGAUUUACUUGAUGUUACUGAAAUUUAUAACAAAAAUAACGAUGUAAUAGAAAUCAAGGAUGACGGAACUUACGAAAUGUUCAACGAUACAGCAAUUGAUGGUAAUAAAAUUUAUAUUAAAAAUAACGAUAUAAUAGAAAUCAAGGAUGGCGGAAGCCACGAAAUGUUCAAUGAUACUGUAUUAGAAGGUUCUCUGAGUCCGUCCUUGUUGUCUGGUAGAAGUCAAACUGUGCUCCCAUCAAGAUCGACUUCACCUAUUCUAAACACUCAAAAGUCCAAGAAAAAUCUUAGCUUGAACAAACAAACUUCUCCAAUAUUAAGCAGCCAACGACGUAAAAUGUCCUUAAAUAUCAACAGAAGUGACAAAAAACAGAACGGUCCCAUAUCAAGCGUUGGACAGACGAGUUUAAUACAAAAAGUUAACAGAACAUCGCAAGUGGAACCGGACCAUAGAAAAACAGUCAAAUUAGAGAUGGAUAAUAAUAACAAGAGCAACACUUCCGAUAUCAUCAUAUUAGAUAGCGACGAGGACGGUGGAGACGAGAAACACGUGAAACAUAAUACAACAAAACGUAGACUUGUAGAAGUUGAAUGUGAGUCGCCGUAUUUUAAGAAAAAACCAAAACUCGAGGGAAACAAUACUAAACCGACAUCGAUAAAAGAAAAGGUCAUGGCUGCGCUGACCUCCCAUCACAAUCUCGAUACGACGUUCCAUAACGACGCACAAAUAAACUACGCCCUGACGUCACCCAUGAGAGACUCGGUAAAAGAAAACAAAGAUCCGCUCCGAAGUAAACUGGACGUGUUAAAAAAGUUUCAAUAUGAUAGCAAGAAUAGAUCGAGCACAGUUUUAAAGGAAAACAAACGUAAUAUAUCGGCAAGAAUUAGCGACAGUGAUGACGAUUUUGUGUCCCAGGUGCCGUAUAGAAAGAAAAUAUUAACAAAAUUAAAAAGAAAGCCCGCUAAGAGCAAAACGAGAGAGCCGAAAAAGCCAAGUGAAUUCCUGGACCUGGAGGCUGAGUUAUCAGAAGACGAGGACGUGAGUGAAGACGAGCUCUCAGAUGAUAGCACAGACAGCAUCAAGAACUUCAUAUGUGACGACACUGUGGCGAGGGAUGGCGACAUACAAGCGAUAUACCUCGAGUCUAUCAAGAGUCCAGUCAAAGGUGUUUUCAAACUACCACAACUACCGGCCUUGAAGAAACAUGAAGUCUUAUCACAGUACGUCGAAGAAGACACUUAUGAAAUGGAUAGUUUUUGUGUGGACUCGCAUGUAGUAUUAAAUGAAACCCAUGAAAUGUCGGAGUUGGAACUGGCCGAGAUGAUAUUAGAGGAAAGAAGACGAAACAGAAGAAACAGAAAUCAAGUUGAAGAUACAGAGGAAAGUCUGAUAAUUAAGAAGACUUGUAGAAAGACCAAAAGACAAAUAAACAGUGAUUCUGAAGAUAGCAACUGAUAGGAGUUGAGACUAAAAUUUUGUACCUAGUUAAGGCAUAGCUGAUAAAAAUAUUUAAUUUAUAAUAAGGCAGACUGAAGUUAAUUUUGUACAUAAAUAUAGAAAUAAUGUUUAUUUGUUGUGUCAAUCAUGAUAUUUGAUGUAAAUAAAAGUAUUUGUGCGAUGGCA